Molecule: messenger RNA, 501 nt
Organism: Haemonchus placei
Lineage: Eukaryota; Metazoa; Nematoda; Chromadorea; Rhabditida; Trichostrongylidae
Source: the annotation of a GenBank genome assembly
AUGGCCUACGGGCACAAAAUCAAAAAUCGCAAAGAAAGAGUGCCAUCAUUUUAUUUCGAUGCAUUAGAAUUGGGAAACUAUUGGGGAUGCGAUGGUCAACCAAUAAGGUACCAUCACACAGCACCCAUUUCAAGCGUUUAUGCUUUGCGUAGCGCACUGGCUGUAAUAGCUGAAGAAGGCGUGGACGAAAGUGUGCGCAGACAUGAAGAAAAUGUAAAGUUCCUCUACCAGAAGUUGAAAGAACACGGUUUAGAAUGCUUCGUUGAGCAAGAGAAGUGGCGAUUACCGUGCCUAACCACCGUCAAAGUGCCAGAUGGUGUAGAUUGGAAAGGUGUAAUGGAAGAGAUGAUGAAACAGGGAACUGAAAUUGCCGGUGGUCUAGGCCCUACGGUGGGAAAAUUAUGGCGGAUAGGAACGUUCGGUGGAAACUCGGACAAGGCGAAGAUAGAAAAGGUUAUAAAAUUGCUUGCCGAUACGAUUAAAAAGAAGUCAAGUAUAUAA